AUGGCAGAGGCUGCCAGCCAGCUGAAGGCCAUGUUCCCCGACAUGCCCGACGAGACGCUGCAGCUGGUCCUCGACUCGACAGGUGGUGACGUCCACGCCGCCCUCAACACCCUCCUCGCCAUGCAUGCUGAAGACAUGUCAGGGGAUGAACUCUCUGAUUCUCAUCCAGACGCAUGUGCUGCCUCGCUCAAUGAGACCGUCCUCGCCACCACGCCCACUGCAGGCUCGCUGCUGCCCUCUGCUACUGGUCCCGCUGCGCAUCUCGUUCGCACACAAUCGCUCGCUGCCUCGACGACUUCGCUCGAGUGCAAUGCGCAGCAAUCGGUGUGGGACGAUGAUGGCGAUGCUGACGAGGACGAAGACGGCGGAACAAGCGAGUCGGUUCCCGGCCUCGGUGUCUCGGUCAAAGGCCUCAGCGGAAGCCACAGCAUUGUGCGGGGGAUCGUGAGCGAUUGGUCUGUCCUGCCGCUAGAUGAUGCCGCCGGUGCUCAAGUAUCUGCGCUGUAUGCCGAGGCCGAGGUCAUGGCCGGCCUUGCGCCUGCCGAGCUGGCUGCACGGCUGAGCGAGGAGCGGGCUCGCGAAAAGGCCCAGAUGGAGGAGCGCGACGCUCUCAUCGCCCGGCGGUUGUACGCGCUGGAGCUGGGAGAGCAGGGUGUGAGUGGUGAGGCAAACGACGCGUCGUCAGUCGUCGAGCUCCACUCGAUGCUGGUCAACAAUCCAGACAUGGUCGAGCGAUUCAAGGCUGCGCUCGUCCCGCUCAUCCGUGAGCGCAUCGAGGGCGUCGUCCUCUCACCGUUGCACGGCUCUACCCAAUCGGGUGCCAUCGAGUACACCAUUGAGGCCUCGCGUGUUGCAUCCUUGGAGCUCGACACCGAAAAGGUCACCGUCAUUGUCGCAGACGUCAUCGUGGUCAUGGUCGAGGAAAUGGCCCUCGUUCUCGAGCCUGCCCCCUGGUCGUACACCAAGCACUCGCGCCCCACCUUUUCGUCGUCAGGCACCGUCCAGCCCAAGCUGUACAAAACCCAGCUCAAUGCCACCAUGCGCUUUGGCAUUGAUCGCCAUGGCGCUCCCGCCCUCUUCACCACCCUCCCCACCUCGGUCAAGGUCAACAAGCUCAAGCUCAAGAUCCAGGGCACAUGGGCCAAACUCCUCUACUCGGCUCUCAUUGCGCUUUUUAAGAAGCGGCUCUGCUCAGAGAUCGAGUCCUCUAUGGGCCUCGCCCUCGACGAUGCCAUCAACAACGAGUCGGCCUCCAUGCUCGCCGCCGGCCUGGUUUAGCUGCUGCGCCGAUGCCGCGCCGAUUGGCCGGCGCGUGGAAGGACACGGCUACAUGUGCUGGUGACGUGUGCAACAGUUAACUGCCCCGUGGAGUCGCCGGCGCCGAUGCCGACAGCACCGCCGCCGCCGUCGCCGAGUUGAUCUCGCGCCGCAGAGCCUGGACCAGCGCCUCGAGCUCGCGCUCAAUCCGGGUCGACGCCUCGAGCCGAUCCAACUUUUCCCACGC
This is a messenger RNA of Thecamonas trahens ATCC 50062, 1504 nucleotides long. RefSeq lists its product as uncharacterized. The record is from RefSeq and is a predicted model, not a curated record. Lineage: Eukaryota; Apusomonadida; Apusomonadidae. The coding region runs from base 1 to 1278 and encodes 425 amino acids. Gene Ontology annotation, molecular function: ubiquitin binding; lipid binding. The transcript has a single exon.